AUGUCACCAGACGUUCUUCGUAAAAUCAAAGACUCUAUAAGUUCAUCUUUACAAAAUGACUGUGAUGACCUUGAUCAUACUUACAUACAGCUGGAAAAUGAAAAUGACGUGACACUUCCAGUUGCUUUCUGCACACUUAGCUUUUACGAAAUUUACAAUUGUUUACAUGACGUUGGAGGAACACGAUUAAUUACAAAAAGUAAUCUUCCUUCUUCCAUUGGUCUUGGCCACGCAUGUGUUGGUGAAUUACAGCAUGUUGGGCAAAUAAAAUGUAAUAUACCUGCUGGAUCUUAUUCAACACACAACACAAUACUUUUAGGUCAUUUACAAGCCUUUGGAUUGGAGCAAGUCGAUAUAAAUGGUGAUGGUAAUUGUUUUUUUACUGCGAUUGCAUUCCAAUUGUCAAAUUUAUUCUCUUCCAAUUCAAUGACUCAGUGUACAAAUGAUUAUCUAGCAAGUAUUGGCUUAACUUCAGACAUGUGCAUCCAAAUGUUGGCUGUUCAGCUAAGAACAUUAGUUGUACAAGAAUGGAGAGGUGACGCAGUUGCAGAUGAAUAUGUCAAUUUUUUACCGUAUGACAUAGACUACUUUGCUGAAGUAGCCAGAUUUGAGACUUCAGGGGUAUUUAGUGGUCCUAUGGGUGAUCUGAUGCCUCUAGCAAUAGCCAAUUGUUUGGGAAUCCCUCUUGCGAUUGUCACUUCUGAACCAAGUAGUCCUUUAAUCAGCAUAUGUCCAAGUCGUAAUAUUCUGUCAACCACGCCUAUUUUUCUGGCAUACUCCGCGUAUGGUCCUGGACAUUAUGGUGCAGCUUUAACCUCUUCUUCAACCACACUGGAAACAUCGUCUGCAGGUAUAUAUAUUAUUUUCACGAAACAGACUGUAUUGUUAAUUGUGCAUAAUUUGAGGUAAGCAUGCAGUAAGUGAAAAAAAUAAAGAAAUGUUUACUUUUAAAAACUAUGUAAAAUUGACAUAAUAUUUUGCUCCCACAUUUUUAAUAUUUCAUUCAGAUUGGACAUAAAUGUACUAGUUAGAACAUGAGCAGCCAAUCGUCAUCUGAUAUACAAACUCGAGCUGAUUGAAGGUAAGAGUUUGUAUAUCAGAUAAAGAUCGGAUAACUAGUAUACUUAAAACGACCCAUCUAAAUAGAUCUUAUGAGUUUAUUGGCGAAGUAAUUUUAAAAAUAAACAUUGUCUAAGCUGAGAAAAUGAUCGAAGUUAAAGUUUAUGUAAAUCAUGACAAAUCUUUAUCCGAUUUAUACAAACAUUGAUUAAAAAUUUAUUUUGUCUUUUCCUCAUGAAUUAUUAAUGACUAGUAUUUUAAAUACUAUAGUUAACAGACUAUAUACAGACACAGACUACUCAUACUGAAAUUAGGCGAAACAUUUUUUUCAAGGUGCAACAAUACAGCCAGAAAGACAAAUGGAUUGCGAAGCUGAUAAAGAACAAUCUAACCAUGAAAAGGGAUCUGAUGUUAUGCAGUCAACAUAUAUAG
Molecule: messenger RNA, 1491 nt
Organism: Paramuricea clavata
Lineage: Eukaryota; Metazoa; Cnidaria; Anthozoa; Malacalcyonacea; Plexauridae
Source: the annotation of a GenBank genome assembly